AUGAACCAUGCAGAAUGGAAUCAGACACGUAACGACCCACUAAUCAGACAACUGUUAAAGACAAUAGAGGAUAAUCACACUUUUAAACCAACACAGCAAAAGAAGCAUAUUACACGUGACCAAUUACGGCAAAUAAGGGCAAGUUUGAACCUGAGCGACCCUGAUAGUCUAUUGUUCUGGACCAUAGCACUUGUAGUAGGAGAACUUCCACCUAAAUCGCACCAGGAUACAACAAGAGUACCUACAAUUCAGGCCUUAAGAUUUGAGAAGACAGGCAUGCAACAGUCCAGCUGCCCAGGACAAAGAAUCAUAAGAUAG
Molecule: messenger RNA, 318 nt
Organism: Racocetra persica
Lineage: Eukaryota; Fungi; Glomeromycota; Glomeromycetes; Diversisporales; Gigasporaceae
Source: the annotation of a GenBank genome assembly